Messenger RNA from Tuber aestivum (summer truffle), 430 nucleotides. The record is from the annotation of a GenBank genome assembly. Lineage: Eukaryota; Fungi; Ascomycota; Pezizomycetes; Pezizales; Tuberaceae.
CACAAUGACACCGUCCCGCUGCCAGCAGGAAACACUAUUAUCCUACCUCACCAGACACCCGGGUGAGAAUACCCCACCCCACUUCCUUUCUGCCAAGACUAAUAAUAUCCACAAUAUGGUUGUCCAUUCUAGCCGCCAUCCCAAGCGCUCGCUACACACUCGAUCACCGUACAGUACCGUACGCUCCCGGCUCAGGAGGUGUGUGGGAAGCGUAAAGAGGGGAAAAGAAAAGAAAAGCCACACUCGUAAAGAUAUGCCGACCCGACCACCACCAUCACCAAUCGUCACGAUUAAAAGUCUCCAUAGCACCAACUGCUCGAGUACUUGUACCUGUACUGUUGCCAGCCCUACAGCUCCACGUGCACUAGGAACCUUCGGGCGAUUUUCCCCCACCCGCCCAGUCGAAACUUCUACAAGGGCAUUGUUUAAC